AUGGGGAUGGGACGAGGCAGCAGACAGCCGCGGCGUCUGCCCUGGGACACUCUAAUAUCCCCUCCAGGAUCUGAUAAGACUCAGGUGAACACCACUUAUCUUCACAGGGAGGCGACACCGCGCUCUGACAACAGCCGCAGUGAAAUGAAGAAUGGACAGGCUGUAAUGUAUGCGGGGCCUGGACGCUCCAAAGGUCAGCACUUAUGCCCUCCAUCACAGCCUGACACCUGCAGGAAGAGCUCCCAGCGCUCCGUAAUGAGAGGAGCUAUGCGCACUGCCACACCGACCGUGAUGCGCCCAGAAUUACAGCCUCACGGCCACGCGCCCACAUUUGCAUUUGGAAAUUUGUGGGAGAAGUCAUUGGCGGCCAUCGUUUUCAGUGUGGAGGAGUGUGGAGUAAAGAGCAGGAAUAAAACACAAUUAGAGGAGAGGGAGAGAGAGAAGGGAGUGAGGGAGAGAGGAAGCAGAGCGGCGAGACUGAGCGGACAGCAGACGGUGGGUGUCUCGCUCCUCCCCGGGGAUGGGCAAACCUCCUCCCCGGGGAUGGGCAGAGCCGCCUGUGGAGCUGCAACAGAUUGGUUCUCCGCUCCAGCGUUCACAUCUGUUUGUGAGAGAUCUGAGAGAACGCUUCACUGGUGCAAGACGUGUCCAUCCACACGAUACAGACGAGAAACACAGGCGCAGUACACAGACGCAGGUGACUGUACCUGA
Knipowitschia caucasica is the source of this 711-nucleotide messenger RNA. Lineage: Eukaryota; Metazoa; Chordata; Actinopteri; Gobiiformes; Gobiidae. The record is from the annotation of a GenBank genome assembly.